UAGAGCAAAAGAAAACGAAGCAAUCUCAAAAAAAAAGGAAUUGAAUUUUUUUGAUCGUUAAAGAAGUUGAAAUCUUAAAAUUAAAAAUGCAGGGAGCUAAGAAAGCUGGAGAGACCAUUAAGGAAACAGCUGCCAACAUUGGUGCUUCUGCCAAAUCUGGUAUGGAGAAGACCAAGGCCACCCUUCAAGAGAAGACUGAGAAGAUGACAGCACGUGAUCCUGUGCAAAAAGAGAUGGCAACCCAUAAGAAAGAGGCAAAGAUGAACCAGGCAGAGCUAGAUAAGCUGGCAGCACGUGAACACAAUGCGGCGGUCAAACAGACGACCACUGCUGCGGCUGGGCAUAUGGGUCAGCCCCACCACACCACAGGGACGACUGGAACGGGGACCGCCACAUACUCUACCACUGGGAAUUAUGGACAUCCCACUGGGGCACAUCAGAUGUCAGCCAUGCCUGGUCAUGGAACUGGACAGCCCACGGGCCAUGUCGUCGACGGUGUGGUGGGCUCACACCCUAUUGGGACUAAUAGAGGCACAGAUGGGACCGCCACGGCCCAUAAUACCCGUGUUGGUGGAAAUCCAAAUGCCACAGGGUACACCACUGGUGGUACUUAUAAAUGAAUACAAUGAUAGCUAACUGCUUCAUUACACACAAAAUAAGGUUUAGUUUAUGUGGUUGUAUGUUUGUUUUCCUCUUAAGUCAUUGUCUGUCUUAAGAGGUUUAAUUUAUGUUUGUUUCAUUUCCUUUUCUUUUUUGGUCUGAGCUUGUGGAUGUUCCAAUUUAUUUAUGUACGUGGGACAUUCUGUGACAUGCUCACAUGGAGUUGUAAUUUCACUUUGCUUGAAUAAAUAAAAAAUUAGGAGAGUUUAAUAAUUAUACAUAAA
This is a messenger RNA of Medicago truncatula (barrel medic), 884 nucleotides long. Its product is annotated as 18 kDa seed maturation protein. Lineage: Eukaryota; Viridiplantae; Streptophyta; Magnoliopsida; Fabales; Fabaceae. Gene Ontology annotation, biological process: embryo development ending in seed dormancy. The record is from RefSeq and is a predicted model, not a curated record. The coding region runs from base 87 to 620 and encodes 177 amino acids. The transcript is spliced from 2 exons.